Molecule: messenger RNA, 594 nt
Organism: Chrysoperla carnea
Lineage: Eukaryota; Metazoa; Arthropoda; Insecta; Neuroptera; Chrysopidae
Gene: mRpL27
Product: 50S ribosomal protein L27
Exons: 3
Coding region: 131-580 (149 amino acids)
Biological process (GO): translation
Cellular component (GO): ribosome; mitochondrial large ribosomal subunit
Molecular function (GO): structural constituent of ribosome
Source: RefSeq, a predicted model, not a curated record
CUAUGAGAACACUCUGUAUUCUUUUCUCUUUAAUUUAACAUAACCUUAUUCUACGAGAUUGAGAACAUUAUUUUUUUUUGUAAAUUAGUAAAUAAUCAAGAUAAUUACUUAACACUAAUUUCAUUUAAACAUGAAUAUUUCUUUAAUAAAAACAGUUCCAACGGUUUUACUUCAUGAACAACCUCUUUUAAAAGCUCUUGGCGUUACAUUAUGUAAUCAAAGAUAUGCUAGUAAAAAAACUAGUGGUAGCACAAAGAAUCAGAAAGGCCAUGGACGACCAAAACAUAGGGGAUGGAAACGACAAGAUGGUCAUUGGGUUGAAGCUGGAACCAUAUUAGCCACACAAUUAAAUCUUCGAUUUCAUCCUGGUUUAAAUGUGGGAUUUGGAAAAAAUGGUACUCUUUUCGCAAUGGUACCUGGUCGCGUAAUGGUUACAUGCGAAAAAACUGACCUGAAUUGGGAUCAUACAUGGGUACAACGUUGUUAUGCUGGACGUGAAAAUCAACCAAUCUAUAAAAAAUACUUUAAUGUUAUACCAGAAGCACAACAUCAAAACUUUAAAUUAAUUGAUCAAAUAUAAUUAUUAAAAAAAUA